Messenger RNA from Rotaria sordida, 861 nucleotides. NCBI's taxonomy places the organism in Eukaryota, Metazoa, Rotifera, Eurotatoria, Philodinida, Philodinidae. The record is from the annotation of a GenBank genome assembly.
AUGUUAACUUAUCCAUUUGAUUUUCAUUUUACAUCGGCUAUUGUUAAUCGUGUACCAGCAAGUUUAAAAGAUGCUGCAAUAUGUCAACGUGAAAUACGAGAAGUUAUUAAUAUUGAAAAAGCACGAAGACAACAUCAAGAUUAUAUUGCAGUAUUAAGAAAACUUGGUUUGGAUGUAAUUGAGUUACCUGCUGAUGAAACAUUACCUGAAGGAGUUUUUGUUGAAGAUACAGCUGUCGUUUGCGAUGGUAUUGCACUUAUAUGUCGACCUGGUUUACCUGGCCGACUUAAAGAAGUUGAUAUUAUUCGAACAAUACUUAGACGAGAAGGUCUUUGUAUAGUUGAUAUUAAAGAUCCAUUAGCAACUAUUGAUGGAGGUGAUGUUCUUUUCACUGGUCGUGAAUUUUUUGUUGGUUUAUCAAAGACUACAAAUUUAGCUGGAGCUAAAGCAGUUGCAUCUGCAUUUCCUGAAUAUCCAGUAACUUUACUUCGAGUUAAGAAAGGUGCACAUUUGAAAAAUUUUGUUUCAAUGGUUGGAAUGGAUACAAUGGCUAUUGGUGGAUCCGAUAUAGCUAAAGAUCUUCUUCGACAAAUGGAAGAAAUGAGUGAAUAUAAAUCAUAUAAAACAAUAACAUUACGUGAUGAUGCUGCAGCUAAUUGUUUAUGGAUUAAUGAAAUUAUUCUUCAUUUACCUGCUGAUCAUCGAUAUGAAGAAAGUAUUCGAAUUUUAACAAAUCGACUUGGUUCAACAGUGUCUCAUAGUGAAUUAUUAAAUAGUGAAUUUGCCAAAAUUGAUUGUGUUCUUUCCAAUCGAUGUCUUCUUUUUAAUCGACCAAAAGAAUAUAACAAUAAUGAUCGAUAA